AUACCACAGUGAUCAUAGCAAUUACGAGUGCUGCCGCUGAAUCUGUGUUAUUUAGUACCAUUAUGAUUUUGAGUAUCUAAUAAAUUUUGAAUAUUUGCGAGUGUCAGUGUGUCAAUAGGUGUUUUAAGAUGGUAAUGGCGUGAUGGCAAUGUGAUGUAAUUUUUAAGAAAAAGUAUGGAACUCGAUUCCCAAAGUCUGGAUUCUAAUGAAGGAGUAGAACCAUCAUCAGUAAAGGAACAUGAAGAACUAUACCCUGGCGAAUUUCUUUACCCGGAAGAAACGGAAUCGACCGUGUUGGAAGCAAAAGUAGUUUAUUUACUUUUACCAAAAAAUAUCCCUGUGUCGAGAGCUUCAAGACUUCAGUGGCUAUUAGAUCAUUUGAAUACAGUAAUCACAGUUUCUAGCCUUCAGAAAUGGAACGUAUCGUCGAAUCUUAUCGAAGUGGUAUCGGUCGUAGCCAGGGAACACCAUAUUUCAAAAUGCAACCGUUUUUUGAUAAAUUGCCGCACGGAGGUGGUUUUUUUGGCACACACCUAUCGAUUUGUGUACUGCUUGGAUAUGAGUCCAUCACAGGCGAUUGUUGAUAUACAAAACGGCGAAAUACUUUUCGACGAGAUACUCAGUUCAUUUAAGGCUAGUGUUGAAGGAUUAACCAGACAGUUCACUAUACCUGGUAACUCUUUAGUUUUCCAACCGAGUUUGUACUUGACCGUCAUGGUAAACACUCCCUUUUUUAUGAGUCCAGCGCAACAAGUUCUAGUCAAAGGUGUCCAAAUAACUUCAAGUAACCUUCAAGAAAUCGUAUCUUUUGUACAAAAUCAGUUCCAUUUACUUGAAGGAAAAAUCGCCGACGUUACUGCCAUGGUUCACGAUCAGGACGAAUUUCAAAAAAUGCAACAUGAAGGAAUCGUGGGUAGUUUAUUUGAUCUCCCAGAAAACGAAAAAAUUAUUUCCAAAGUACCAAUGGUAUCGCCUGAUGCCAAUUUUGUAAAUAUGUUAAGAUAUUCAAUGUUGGCUGUAUCGCUUCUUCCCGAAAAUAGCAUAAGUCAUAUUCUAGUCAUAACUGACGGGGUUGUGGCCAUGCCAGAUUCUAAUAUAAUGGAAACUCUACUCUUACAGUUACAUUACGAUAGCAUUGCAGUUUCUUUUAUAAAAGUUGGCUCGUCGUUUCAUCCUCACUCAAGUGCCGGCUACAUUUCGUACACUGAUUUGCUUAAGUUUUUUUCAUAUUCUACAAUGGGUACCUGUUUGGAAACUUCUCCACAUGUUAAGCACGAGCCAUCCAUGCAGAUGAACAUAUAUCACGAGUUAUUUCUUCUGUGGUCAUUUCAUAGUGCCGAGAAAUACGAUUAUCGUAAAGCUAACGAUGUCAGCAAAUGGAGAAAUGAUAGUUUCUAUAGUCAUAAAACGCCAAUUUUACUCUCAAAAAGACAGACUGACGAAAAUACUAGUGCUUCCAUUUUGUUGUUGUUGUCGAGGCGAAUGAGAGAAGGUUUCGCUGUUGAUAGCAUCAACUACAUCAAUGGUGUUAUAGAAGUUCAGUUAAGUUUGCAAUGGAAAUCUCUAAUUUACAUUAUCUACAAAGUGUCGUCACAGUGGCCGGUGGUCAAAAAUAGUACCCACUUGGAAGUUUUUAUCUCGGCUCCAUACGAGUUCCUACAUGAUAUUACCUGCAUGAUAAAAAAAGACACUAAAUCUUUGUACAGACAAGCAAUAAUCGAAAGAUUCUGGAUGCGUUUGUCCCAACUGUCGUCCGGUGAUUUAAAUUUUGCUCAACAGCUGAGUGCUUUCCAAAAUUCAAAUCUAUGGUAUACUCUACCAGAGAGUGUCCGUAGUGGAAUUCCCGUUUUUAAUUUAAAUGCGCCAUGUCCGGAUACCAACACUUUGCCAUUAUCGCCAAGUAGUACUACGUGUCCGAAAUUCGUAAAUGCUUGGCAAGGUAUUUGUAAGAUGGAAGCUAGUAACUGGAGAAAGUGGUUUCAUACGCAUAAGGUUUCUCUUAUUCUAAAACAUGAUAAUCCAUUGCCGAAGCAUCUGCAUUUGCCGAAUUCCUCCCAAAGAUAUCAAGUUGUGCAGUGCCGACAAGCCGCUACAGCUCUUUAUGGAAAAUUGGCUGAAUGGGCAUCGUUCGUUUUAAUAGACAAUCAUACCUACUUGAAACACCUUUAUAGAGAACCAAUUAAGCAACCAGCGUGGUUUUGUAUAGUGCGUAUAAGCUCAAAGCCCCCAUGUGCAGUACUAAAUAUAGGAUUUGUGACCAAUACUCCCGGUUAUGUUAGACACGAAACAUGCGAAUAUUUGAAAAAGGAACUAGCUGCCCUAUCGUACAUGCCCAGUCCGGCUAAAUCUAAAGAGAACGUGUGCUGUGUGUUAUUACAAAAACCUUUGGAAAAAAUACUGAUUAGAUACGAACGACUACCGAGUGACUUCAACACUGUAAUAUUCCCAGAUGGCACACAGCCUCCUACACGAAUCAACGUUCCUUCGCCUUUAACGGCUUCUUUAUUUACGACUUUGUCUCGUUAUUUGUACCACAAAAGAUGGAUAUGGAACGCAUCUCAUAGUUCUAAUCCGAGGCUCGUUGAUCAUGCCAUCUCGCGAAUUUUAACUACUUUGACCCGAAUGAGAAUUAAAGAAGGGUUCAGUUUUGCGCAUUCGUCAUCUGGAAUUAUCACCAUGGUUCUAGAGUUGUUGAUGGAACCGUAUGCCAGUUGUGUUAUACAAUAUGUUUUAUUCCCACCUCAUAGAGCCUGGCUAGGAGAUGAUUUAUAUAGUGGUUCAGAAGAAGAGAACGAUUUGGAGAAUGAAUUUGAAUCAGAACUGCAAAUGGUGACUGAAGUUUGGAUUGAACCUCAACACGGGAAUGUUCAAACGGGCAACAAUUCAAGAAUUAGUUAUAUGAAUAAUAAACAUUACUAUGAAUUGGCAGAUGUGAUAAGUCACAUCGACUUACAAUGCAUCAACUCAUUGUUAACUAUGGAGCAUCUAAGUCUUAUGUGCCAAGAGAAGAAUCGAUCAUUUAGUGUAGAUACGAAUAUAACUUUUAACCACCAGGCUACCAUUGUCAAAAAUAUGACGCGUAAGAAUAGUAAGAGCAAUUUGAUUGACUGCUCGAUCGAGUCAGAGUCCGAGUGGUAUCCUAUUACGAGUUCGCGUAUCGAACACAUUCCAUUCGUUUUCAACCCAAUUAGCAUAUUACCUUUGUGCCAUCAAACGGAACUUUUAUUUUCCAUGUUCAUCGAACGAAAGGAUAAGAGCUUGAAAGGUUUCGAAUCGGAUAAAUCCAAUAAACUGCUUUUGGAUAACAUUCAAGAACAUCUAACGCUUCUACAUGAUCAAGAGAUCUGUUUAACUAAGGAAGAAUCGGAUAGAUUCACCAGACAAAUAAUAGCGAGACAUAAAAACAUAUAUCCUUACCAUUGUCCAAUUGCGGAAUAUAGAGGUAAUAAUAACUUAUCUGAUGAUUUUCCUUGCUCUCAGUGGCGUUGCUUCAUCAAAGGGAUUUCUGUGACACACGUAAUCGUUACUUUUAUACCUUCAACGUUAACCGACCUGAAAGCUUUAGUACAUAGUGAUUCUACGAACAUUCCAAGUUUGAGCGAAAGUAGAGAGAGUUUCGAAAGAAGUUCAUCUCGCGGCAGUAACUACAGCGAUGUUCCAAUAAACGUGACGAAUUCGUUGACUUUGCCAAUUUAUGUUUAUGAUUGUCCGCUAGCCUUACUUGUUAGUGCCUAUGUGCACAAUCCCGAAGAUUCGAAAAUGACUAAAGAUAUAUAUGAAGAUCAUCGUUUCAAAACUACUGAUUUUAUACAAGACGAGUAUUUGAAAUUGAAAACAGACGAGCCAAGUGGGAGUCCAGAAAAAAAUGACGACUUCGAUGUACCCGAUGAUAAAGAUAUAAGCAGCUUGCGUCAUCACUGCAAGACUCUUGUUUUGGUACAUUCGAAAUGUUUCACUAUUUCACUGUUCAUAGCUCUACAUCGUGAUGUUUACAUUCAUUGUAUGGAUGUUCAAUCGGCCGUGGAUCAGUGUGAAGAAACUAUCACAGAAAUCGAUAUUACGGAUUACGUUUUGACGAUUUGCGGUCACACGAAGCAUUUGAAAGGAGAUAACGUCCAAGUGCAGCACUUACGACAAGCCGCACCCUGUAAUGAACUUAAGUCGUUACACGGCUUAAUCAAAGACAAAUUUUUCAAAAUGGUAAACGUGGCCUUUAUUCCUAUACCAACGAAUGCUGAAUAUUAUUUUUGCCGUUACUUUAAUGCAACUAAACCGGAAAGUAGAUUACACACGAGCAAUAAUACUAAUAGUAAUAAUAAUAAUAACAACGUUAGUGAUGAUGACAUAUCAAACCCACCAUCGGAACGCGAGUUUUGUGUACAUUCAGACGGUUUUAAUAUAUUACAACGAAUGGAAAGCGGAAUUAACGACGUUAUCACUGGCGAUAUUUGUCCGUUAUUUUUGCACUUGGUUUGUACGUUAAGACAUAACGGCCAGGUGUGUAACACACCUGUACGGCUACUGCCUACGUGUUUGGGCGAACUGACUGAAAGUAUAGAUACUACAGCUGUAAUUGACAAGAAGAAAGUUCAAGUGACUUUAGACAUAUUCUGUCUUACUUUACCCACGGAAGUACAGAACGUGAUAACUGAAUAUUCUGCACAGGGCUUACGAACGACUUCUUUUUCCUCGGAUGGAUUUCAACCGAGUAUUGCUAGUACUACAUCUGAAACUAGCGUCCUUGGAGAAAUUUCCGAACCGUUAAUGAAUCUGCCGGAAAAUCAAAAAAAUGCGAUUAUACUUCUUCGGGAUGAAAUCAAAUGGCUUUUGAAAGACGAAAUAGCAACAGCACUGUUAGAUAUCGAUUCUGUAACGAUGAAUACCUUGGACUACAUCAUGAGACACGUAGCAGAGAGUACUACGCGUUUCUCCUGCAUUAUGGAUAUUAUUAAUUUAAAUUUUGUCUUCGGAUCGGGUCAAAGCCAGGCAAAAUUUAUCGAAGAAUUCACGAAAAUGAAAAUAUCGAACUAUAAAUUAGUACAAGAAGAGGAAUUGUACUAUCUUGCUAAAGAUAAUAGUUUAGAACAAAAUAAAUAUUCAGAUUUUGAUUACCACGACGUGCAUCGAAACCAGAUGAAGUAUAACGAUAAUAUUGUUGACGUCGAAACGAUGUAUGGAAAAGAUCUCGACGAAAUAGCGUCACAACCUAGUGAUAUGUCAAGCGUGAGUGGUAGCGUUUUAGGAACAGAUGGCACAGUUUUAGGUUACGAUGAAGACGUCAGUAACGACGAUGACGACUACGAGUGGCUUCAACACUUAAACAUGAAAAGAGAGCACUUACCUAAUUUUUGGCUUAUCACGAAGGUAGAGCAGGAGGCAGUGACGUUAUAUUUUCAUUGUAGAUUUUUGGAAUUGGCGAACGCUCACGCAAACACAUACUUGGAGGUGGAAAAAAUCUUGAGCGAUGAAAUACGCGAAUUGUGCAAAAGAGUUAAUCAAUCCUUGCUUCUGCAAUCUCUGUAUGAAACCCGCAUUUGCGAUUCACUUCUAGAACCAGACGAUAAUUCCAAAGAUUGGCCCGGCAAUGUUUGUUCGUCUCCGAUUUCCCGAAACUCCUCUUAUAUAAGACUGAGGAGUAUGGACGAAACGAGCGAUGAAUCAGAAUUGAUGACGUCGUCAGUUACUCUUUCGGAAGCGUCUUUAAAUUUUAAACCCGGAUAUUUUAAAUGUCCAGUGGUUUGGCAAACGCCGUUCAUCUUACACCCUAGGUUAAAAACUGGCCCCGGAAAAUCAGGUUUAUCAAGAGGGAUUUUGGCAUUGAAAAAUAUUCUAGAAAAGUUUUCUGUGUCCAAUCGCAAUAACAUGUUCGUCUACAGAGACAAUCGCUCCAAUGUUUUUUAUUUGAGGCUACACGAAAACGUCCAAAGUUCAUGUAAUAAAGGCGCCGCUUUGAGACCUCUUGAAUACGAAAGUGCCAUAGUAUCCCGAAGUCCGUCGAUUGCAUCUUUACCUUUAGGCCAAACAAAAAGUCAUUUACAAUACGAACAGAGCCUCUGCUCCGCUCUAUCGGAUGACAUUAGGCCCAGAGUACGUUCGUUUGGUGAAAAAGAAAGCAAAGAUGGUCCCAAUGAAGAUACUUUAAUUUUGAAAGUACACGGCAUUACGGAAGCCGGAAAUGAUGUUCAGUGUGAACUCGUCCAGGUCUUGCAAAACAGGUUGGACGAUGCCGUUUUAGAAUUUCUCUCUAUUAUGUUGGCGAGAAAUUCGAUGUGUCCGUUGACACCGGAAGAUGUUCAGUUUAUACAAAAACCAUUUAGAUUGCCGGAAGUUGUCAUAAAAUUAACUAUGCAAGACUUCGUCUUGUUAUGGAUGGAUUCGUUCAUCCACUACCUCAAACAGAAUUUAUUACAGUUUUUAAACAUUCCAAAGUACACAGAUAAUAGAUCUCAUUAUCAUUUUAAGGAUUACUCAGAACCCGAACAAGUCGUAAAUCGUAACAGUGACGACAAUAUUUUCAUCUAUAAUCAAAGUCAGAACCCAUCGUCCGGAAAUAGAGGUAUAGCAUGUAUAGCCCUCGGUGUGGUCUAUGCUUCAGAUUAUAAACCUACCGAUGUCAUCCCCAAAUUUGAAGAAAUUUUCGAUACUAAAACUCUUCAAAACAUGGUAACUUCAAAAAUAAUCGAAGGCGAUAGGGAUUUACCGCCAGUUUACUUAGAAUUCCGAUUAUGGAAACAAGGCCGCGUUAAUAUUGACAAUUUAUCUAUUAAAUUGCGAGAUGCAAUUUGUCAAGCCACUUGGGAUUUGGUGAUGGAGUAUUUAAUUUUAACGGCUCCUCUGUGCGAAGAAAGAAAUAGAAUUAUGUUACCUUUAACAGCUGUCAAGAUUAACACCUCGGAAUUGAACCUUGCUAAAGAAGUUGAAUUUAAUUGUAUUCUUGAAGUUGGUAAUAAAGAUAACAUUAAAGUUGUCGGUAGACGCAAACUCGAAACAAUAUUUUCUCAUCGAAAGCGUGUUCGUCGAGUGAAUCCUCCAACUUCUAAGACAACACGUUCUAUAACUUUUGACGACUACGAAAGAGAUAAAGAAUUAUACUUUGCAAAAAUGUCAAGCAUGAAGCCUUUGACCAAGCUCAACUCUUUUGAAACUGGAGAUGACGGCAUUUUAUGUAACAACUAUUCAAAAUAUCUGCCAGGAUGGUUAGAAUUCGGAUCGACUUUGCUAGCGCCGUCUGUGCGGAAACAGAAGAUUACCUUAACAAAUUAUCAUCUACCAGGAGCUACCAUAAAAGAAUUGCUUAGCGUCCUACAAGAUACACCUAAAGCAUUCCGUUCGAUACCUUUGCGUCCUCUGUGCGAAGAUAAUGAUGAAGUUUUCGUUCCUCAUGAUCCGAAGAAGUUUGUAGAGAAAUGCGUUAUUAUUUCACGGAACUUUGAUAAUUGGAAAGCGUCGACUGCCUUCAGAGGGACGUUAGAUUAUCCCGACUUCAUGAGCCCACAUUCGCUGAAACAUACACAAAAAUUUGUUCCAGCCGCUGCUGGCAAUAAAUUUAUACCCAGGCAGAAAAUUUUAUGGAUUUUGAUUCAGAGCGAUUCCAUUCUCAUUUACACAUACAACUGGGCAAGAGAUAACAUAGAGAAGUUAAUUUCGAAUUGUACUAAACUUGGCCAGUGGUUGAGCAUGCGCUCGUGCUUUUUGAAUUCGGUGACAUCACAGAAGUUAGGCUUGUUUCAUAACCAGGCGAUUAUUCAAAAAAAUUUUUCAACUUCCAACAAUCCCUACACGUGUAUAAUUGGUUCAACGGCUUCAAUGAUCGAAUUCCCCCGCGAUGAAAGUCGGAAAACGUUAACGAGCACACCGAAUAUAUCAAAUAUAUUCGAUGCCUUUAGAGAUUCUUUCCAUACUUUGAAAUAUAACACGAAUGAUCCCGUCGGUGUAUUUUCGAUGGAAAUGCAAGAAAUGAAAAUCGCCGAGAAAAAAUCAAGAGAUGAAAUGAAGAAACUGCAUUCGAUGUACCAAUCAAGAACCAGUACUACGACGGUCCCACAAAUUUUUCUGUUAAUGCAGAACUCAAGAAUUAUCCAUUAUUGUCAUACUCCGCUGCUUUUUCUUCCCGAGUGGCGUUUAAAAUCUGCAGCUACUAGAGAUCAUUCUUUGUGUUCUCCCACUCACAGAACGCACAAGAACGCUCUUGAAAAAGAUUCCUGGCAUACGGAACUCUGCUACGGAUUUUUCUGUGAAUAUAGGCGAUACUUGCAAACCUUAGGUUUUAUGCCGUUGCAGAUCGAUAACUCGGAUAAAAAACAAGGAAUAUGGGCACGCGACAAUUCAUCCCACAAUUUUGUUUUUUACAUCCAAAAAACCAUAAUGGGGGGCAUAUUAAUCUUUACCGUUGAGUUUAACGAACCAUUUUUCACUACUAGAUUACACGCCAUUGAGUGUAAUAGAUUACAAACAGUAACAUCUAGAGCUUCAAUUAACAGAUUUACCUUGUCAUUUUUGGACGAAUGUGAUCGAGUCAAAAUAUUGAUGCAUUUGCACUCAUUUACUUACGAUUAUCAUCUCAGGUGUAUUUAUAAUUACAUAUCGAGCAAUUCUGGGGUGAAUAGAGUUUGUGAUAGAUAUAACGUGACAAAAUUCUUUGACGAUUUUAUGAAAUACUACAACAAAGCUCCGAAUUUUGCGCGCAAUUUAAUACAUGCUGAAACAAUUACAAUAAAAAAUCUAGUAACAGAAGGAAAACAAUUGUAUGAUUAUUUACUAACAAAUGUCGACCAGUACGACUUCAAAGUUCUUGAUAUGGAUAAAGGAGACGGAGAAGUAGAAUACAUCUUAGUACAGGUAACCAGUAAUCCACAAGUAUCUUAUAAAGAUUCACAAGAUCGCGAGCACACCGAUGAUUUUGUGAUCACUUUGGUCGUUUAUAAUUUGUGUACGCCAUAUGAUCCUACGGAUAACAUUCUACACCUGAAAUAUUACUUAAUUUUGACGUCUAAACGAGAAAUUUAUCCCAAAUCUGAAAUAGAACCAAAGCUUGGCAAGUUCCGAACGGUUUCGUCUACUGCUAGAAGCUUAUCGGCUUUGGAACAAAUAUCAGGUGACCUAGAAAACAGCAUUUCAAAACCUGAUGAUUCAGGAGAUUUAACUGACUCGGAUGAACACAUUAUGUUUGCUUCGGAAAAUCGAAGUGAAAGAUCUGACGAGCAGCCUGUUCAGCAGUUUGAGAUAUCUCAGGAGUCAGUGAACUAUUUAGGAUAUUAUUCGUCACACGAACAACUUAUGCAGCAAAUGAUUUUGGAAAAAGCAUACACGACUCAAAGGCACAUCAAGGAGAUGGUUGCUAAAGGAAUGGUGCACUGCAGGACUCAUUUGUUAUGGAAUAAAUUAGUGUCCCCCCAAGAUUCUAAUGCGUUGAACUAUGAUGAAUUCAUGGAGUUAAAAGGUUUGGCUAAACUAGAACAUCUGUGUGAUGUUCAUCCAAAUUUGGGACCGUUGUUAAAUCAGCCAUUAAGUUGGUACCAAGGUUUGGCUAAAUUAUUGUUAGUCAAAUAUAACGAUCAAAAUCGCACAUUUAUAUCUUUUGAUGGCAAUAUUCAGCAUUAUGUAAUUUUACAUCCCCGCUAUGUAGGAGCUUUUAUGUUGUUGUCGAUAGAUUUACACACAUCAAGAGGGGAUUUAUAUGCCGUGUAUCGCGAACCACACAAGCAAGAAGAUGCAGAGUUAUGUUUGGCUUAUAGAAAAACACUCCUGGACGGUUUUGUCAAUUGUAUUUGUUUUUAUCUAUGGUAUGGAAUGAUAUAGUGACUGGUUUUCGUUGCGUUCGACAUUGACGGGUAUAUCCAACGAAAAUGCAAAUACAAUAAUAGUAAAUAUCAAAUUGUUGACUCCCUACCAAGGCAAUUUAUCACAGAAUAAUUAAAAAUUCAACAAAAAAUUGGUUACAAAUUAUCUAUAGACCCGCAAAAAAGUAGACGCGAAGAAAUCAUUGAAAAAUUUCCGAAAAAGGACCUAAAAUCAUUUUAUCAUAUUCGUUUUCAGGCACACCAAAAUGACUGUUCCAUAAUGAAGUAUCUCGAUAUCUAUAUAGUAGUAAAAAUUGGGUAAAUGAAAUUAUUAAACAAACCUAAAAUCCUUCUUGUCAUCAGGAAAAUUAAAUUUCGUGCAAAUAAAAUGUCGAAACCGCAUUAAAAAUUUAUACAUAUUUCGAUAUUGUCAACCAACCAAACUUCUAGGCGCUUAUAGUUGUAUAAAUUCGAGUAUUUUUGAGGGUGUUUUGCAGAAUUGCCUUGGUCGGUAGGUGAUUAUUUGAUUCCCGCUUUUUAAAUAAUUUGGUGAUAUUUCGUAAUAAUACUUCUAUUUUGGCAUAUUAAUUCAUUAUUUGUGAGCUGGAAAUUUUCUGAAUGUAAAUUCCUUAUUUAAUUUUUAUUUUUCGUUACAGUUUUCAUUGUUUAAUAUAUCAAUUGUUGUGUAAGUAACCAUGUAUACUGUGAUAAUAUUGUACAAGUUCAUUUAUACAGUGCCUAAAUUUUUAAAUAAAUUAGCGUCUUAAUAGUUAAA
Molecule: messenger RNA, 10554 nt
Organism: Zophobas morio
Lineage: Eukaryota; Metazoa; Arthropoda; Insecta; Coleoptera; Tenebrionidae
Product: KICSTOR complex protein SZT2-like
Exons: 36
Coding region: 175-9798 (3207 amino acids)
Cellular component (GO): peroxisome
Source: RefSeq, a predicted model, not a curated record